AUGGGCAGCGCCGACUCUAAGCUCAACUUCAGGAAGGCGGUGAUCCAGCUCACCACCAAGACCCAGCCCGUGGAGGCAACCGAUGAUGCCUUUUGGGACCAGUUCUGGGCAGACACAGCCACUUCAGUGCAGGAUGUCUUUGCCCUUGUACCAGCUGCAGAGAUCCGAGCAGUGAGAGAAGAAUCACCUUCUAACUUGGCGACUUUGUGUUAUAAGGCUGUGGAGAAGCUGGUGCAGGGAGCAGAGAGCGGCUGCCACACGGAGAAGGAGAGGCAAAUAGUCUUGAACUGCUGCCGGCUUCUCACCCGUAUCCUGCCUUACAUCUUCGAGGACCCAGACUGGAGAGGUUUCUUCUGGUCAACUGUCCCUGGGGCUGGCCGAGGAGGGGGAGAUGAAGACGAUGAAAAUGCCCGGCCACUGGCCGAGUCGUUGCUCCUUGCUGUCGCAGAUCUGCUCUUCUGUCCUGAUUUCACUGUGCAGAGCCACCGGAGGAACACGGUGGACACAGCAGAAGAUAUCCAUUCCAUUGACAGUUGUGAGUACAUCUGGGAGGCAGGAGUGGGCUUUGCUCAUUCUCCACAGCCUAACUACAUCCAUGACUUGAAUAGGACAGAGCUGCUUAAGCUGCUGCUGACCUGUUUCUCUGAGGCCAUGUAUCUGCCUCCCUCCUCGGACAGCAGCAACGCCAACCCCUGGGUACAGUUCUUCUGCUCUACAGAGAACAGACAUGCACUCCCACUCUUCACAUCGCUCCUGAAUGUCGUCUGUGCCUAUGACCCAGUGGGUUAUGGGAUUCCUUACAAUCACCUGCUUUUCUCUGACUAUCGCGAGCCUCUGGUGGAGGAGGCAGCGCAGGUGCUGAUUGUCACUUUGGACUAUGACAGCUCCACCAGUUCAAGUCCCACCGUGGAUGGCACGACCACUGGCACGGCCAUGGAUGAUGUGGAUCCUCCUGGACCAGACAAUCUGUUUGUGAAUUACCUCUCAAGAAUACACAGAGAGGAGGAUUUCCAGUUCAUCCUGAAAGGAGUGGCCCGCUUGUUAUCAAACCCACUGGUCCAGACCUACCUGCCAAACUCUGCCAAGAAGAUCCAAUUCCAUCAGGAACUCCUCGUCCUCUUCUGGAAACUCUGUGACUUCAACAAGAAAUUCCUCUUCUUUGUGCUGAAGAGCAGCGAUGUUCUGGAUAUCCUUGUCCCAAUCUUGUAUUUUCUCAAUGAUGCCAGAGCAGACCAGUCACGGGUGGGCUUGAUGCACAUUGGGGUCUUUAUCCUCCUGCUUCUCAGUGGGGAGCGUAACUUUGGGGUUCGACUGAACAAGCCGUAUUCUGUACGAGUGCCUAUGGAUAUCCCUGUCUUCACAGGGACACAUGCAGAUCUGCUCAUCAUAGUCUUUCACAAGAUCAUAACCAGUGGCCAUCAGCGUCUGCAGCCUCUCUUUGACUGCCUGCUCACCAUCGUUGUGAACGUGUCUCCAUACCUGAAGUCUCUCUCCAUGGUGGCUGCUAACAAGUUACUGCAUCUCCUGGAGGCUUUUUCCACUACCUGGUUCCUGUUCUCUGCUGUCCAGAACCACCAUCUCGUUUUCUUCUUGCUGGAAGUUUUCAAUAACAUCAUUCAGUACCAGUUUGAUGGGAACUCAAAUUUGGUCUACGCUGUUAUCCGCAAGCGGAAUGUAUUUCACCAGCUGGCCAACUUACCCACGGACUCACAGUCUAUCCAGAAAGGUCUGCAGCGCAAGAAGAAAACUCCUGAGCCUAUUUCUCGCACCAACUCCCAGGAUGGGGUCUCUAUGGAAGGGUCACGUCCUGCUGCUCCUGCUGAACCAGGGACGCUGAAGACAAGUUUGGUGGCCACUCCAGGAAUUGACAAGCUCACGGAGAAGUCGCAGGUAUCAGAGGAUGGGACCAUGCGUUCACUGGAGCCUGAGUCUUCACAGCCUCCACCGCAGGGUAACCCGCCCUCAGCUGAGGCAUCACAUCCCCGACGGGAUCGAAGGCGUCUCUCUAGUGCAUCCUCCAGUGGACAGUGGACACCAACUCCUGACUGGGUGAUGUCUUGGAAGUCAAAGCUUCCCCUGCAGACAAUCAUGCGGCUCUUACAGGUGCUGGUCCCUCAGGUGGAGAAGAUCUGUAUUGACAAGGGGCUCACUGAUGAAUCAGAGAUCCUCAAGUUCUUGCAGCAUGGCACAUUGGUGGGGCUGCUACCUGUCCCUCACCCCAUCCUCAUUCGCAAGUACCAGGCUAACUCGGGCACUGCCAUGUGGUUCCGGACCUACAUGUGGGGAGUUAUUUAUUUGAGGAAUGUGGAUCCCCCUAUCUGGUAUGACACAGAUGUGAAGCUGUUUGAAAUUCAACGGGUCUAAGAGAGCACUUACCUCUACUGAGAGAAAUACACUGGAUCUAAGGACUGCUGUGUGCUGCUUCGUCACAGCUAUUCCUGCGUUUCACAUCCAGCUGAGAGACCAAAAGGACAAUCACUUCAUUUACCUCCCUGUCAUUUAAAGCUUUAAUUGGGACCUGCUUGGACAUCCCUCCCCCCAGCUCACUUCUCUUCCCUCACCCUUCACCAGGAACCUUGAGUGAAAGAUGUGUAAGGGAUUGUCCAUUGUUGUGGUUGCACUAGAAAUCAGACCGUUCUUAGCUCUUCUGUUACUCUUUUGCUCCUGGAUGUGGUUUGGAAACCAAUCUGACCCUGUCCUUGCCCUGGUCAGAGUCAGCAUUUAAUUGAAAAAGACUAGCUGUAAAUCGAGUGCAAGGGAGAAGCUGCUAUUCCUGCAGGAGAUGGGGUUUGGAAACUGCAGUUACUUUCAUGUGGCUCCAUCAAGUUUCCGGGGCAUCCCUUCUGGCUGCAGGUAUCUCCCUGGUGUCUCAGUUGCAUAUUGGUAGGCAAGUCUUUCCCAUCCAAAUGAAAGGAGAAGCUGCUGAAGGAAAACUUUGUGUCUCAAUUCUGAAUCUCUCUACUCCUUUCCUGGAAAGCUGCUUAAGAAGUUUUGUAGUAGCCAGUGCUUUGGUGUUGCGUGAGAAGUUUUUCCUUGGCUUCCAGGCCCAGCAGCCUGUUCUUCAUGGUGGGCUGUUGCAAUGGAGUGUGUGUCACUUUGGAAAGCCCUGCUUAAUCCAUGUGAGCACACAGGGAGGAAGGGACUGGCUCAGUGAGAGCAAGGAGAAGAGACGUGACUGUUGAACUCUUUUAGUCUUCUCCCGUUGACUGAAAGGACAGUGUCACCUGGGUUUGAAAGGAACCAUAUCCUUCCAUCUUUGCCUGACAGGCUGAUGCUAUGCAGGGAGUGGAAGGGUCUUUUGCACACUACUGUCUAAGGCAGGGGAUUAAGGGAGGCACUCAGGGAAGUUGUAGGAGGAAUUUGGAAGUUGUAGGAGGAAAAGCAUCUCCAUGUCACUACGGAGUGGAGAGUGCUGAGGCAAAGUUCAGUUCUUCAGGGCACUUUGCUAGUGACCAAGUUAUCAAUCUUGAAUGUAUUGGGUCCCAAGUAUGCAAAGUCUAGGAAGCCAGAAUUAGAAUUGGUGGGAGACCUGCUGUUGCUGGCUUGGUUCAGCCGCGUGGGUUUGCACGUUGAUAGGUGGAGACAUCCUGGGGUUUGAGUCGAAUUUUAGGUUGUGCUGGGAGGGGCUGCUGUCCUAGACCUGUGUGGUUUUUAGACAAUGAAAUGUGAGGGGUCCUAUCAUGAACUGAGACCUUUCCCUCUCCACUAAAGCUUAGUCCUUGGUGCUCUGGUAUUCGGUCUCUUGGGAGGAUCACUGGCCAUGAGCUGUUUGCCAGUUUGCCACAGCUUAGAACGAGUCAGAUCACUCCAUGGAAACUGGUCUCACACGUUAAAGGGGACAGGUAUGGCACACACUUCUGUGUCUUGUAACCCUUGCCUAAGUUUUGAAGCCAGAGUGAUAGCAACAUGACCAUCCUCUCCUAGAGGGAGUUGCUGCCCUAGUGUGCUGCUGGCUCCUGCUGGCUUGUAGUCAGGUGGUUUCCUCCUUUGGGCACUGAAAGUGGACUGGAGUCCUAGGCCAGUAGAAAGCUGAAAUAAAACCUGAAUGAUUUGCUGAAGGAUAAGAAAUAUGUGAAAUAGAGAGAGGUUAUUCCCCCACCCACCUCCCCACCUCCAACCCACUUUGCCAUAUAGCACUACUCCCAUCCUGACCCCAUCUCUGUUCAGCUGUA
Gavia stellata (red-throated loon) is the source of this 4172-nucleotide messenger RNA. It is a transcript of the gene HID1, whose product is annotated as HID1 domain containing. Bases 1 to 2364 code for a protein of 787 amino acids. The record is from RefSeq and is a predicted model, not a curated record. Lineage: Eukaryota; Metazoa; Chordata; Aves; Gaviiformes; Gaviidae. The transcript has 19 exons. Gene Ontology annotation, cellular component: Golgi medial cisterna; Golgi trans cisterna; membrane.